GCAUGACACACUCGGGUGGGGCUCUCUGUCUCUCUCUCUCUUCACACACCACACCUACUGACAGACUCUCUCUCUGUGCGCAAAGUCUCCAGGAGGACUCUAUAUAACCGGACGCACCGCACCGCUCACACACAAACACCCAGCUCGUCCUCCUCUCUGUCUCCAGCCCGUCUACACGCUCCUCUCGUCGGUCAUGUUUCGCUGUGGGAUCGCCUACCCCCGGUGCAGGUGGAUCGUGCCCCUGCUGCUGCUCUUCGCCAUUAUUUUUGACAUUAUCGCCAUCGCGGCGACAUCGGGAUGGGUCGAGGACGAGGACGCCAAGUCUCACUACGCCAGCAUGUGGCAGCAGUGCCGAGGCAGGAACGAUAACUGGAACUGCGAGUCGCUCAUGGAGUUCCCUUGGGCCCAGGCUGUAGCUGCUCUGAUGAUCAUCGGCCUCCUCAUCCUCAUCAUCGCCUUCAUCAUCUCCUGCGUGGCUCUGUGCUGCUCGGUCAACAUCACUCUGCUGCCCCUCGUAGGAGUCCUGCUGAUCGUCGUUGUGGUUUUCCAGUUCAUCGCUCUGAUCAUCUACCCCGUCAUGUUCAACGAUCUGAUCUUCGAGGGCCACUACUACUACACCUGGGCCUACGGCUUCGGCUGGGGCGCCACCAUCCUCUGCAUCGGCUGCGCCGUCCUCUUCUGCUGCCUGCCGCGCUACGAGGAUGAGCUGACCGGCCUGGCCAAGACCAAAUACAUCUACUCCUCCGCUUAAAAGACUAAACCUGCCACACCCACCCAGUUCCAGACAGUCCCACCUUCCACUCUGAGCUGGAUCUGUGCUGGCCGUUGAACAUUUUUACACUGUACCAUUCCACCAAAGAUCUACGAUGGCUCAGUUUAGUUCCAUUUGGUUCGGCAGUGGAAAACUCCUCCUCUAUACCAUCCAAGAGCGACGUUGGAAGCAAUGGGGGGAUUCUCGCUGGAACUGUGAUUGGAUGUCGCAUCUGCUUUAAUGUACAGACCUCUAUUUUAGAUUAAGCCAGCAUCAUAAAAAAAUGCUUUCUUACCAUGGUGUUUUUUUCACAUUCUGCAUUUGAGUGAGACAUAUUCCUCAUUUUACCUGUACUUUUUACCAGUAACUCUCAAUGCAAGAUCACCCAAGUGCACUUAACCUUAAGGGAUGUAAUUAUGAGUAAGGCAUAGCUUUUAGCCUGACUAGUUAUUUUAGAUCAACCUUGGUAGAGGAGCAAUUCAGACCUAACGUUUGCACAGGAUGCAAAAUAAAUCAUGAAUCAUGAUUUGUUUUUUUUUGUCCCAUGUUCUAAGAAGUUUCACUCUGUCUUUUAUUCUCUAUGUGGUUGGGUGUGAGGUAAAAAGGAAGCGAAGGCUUGGAGUCAGAAGCUGAAUGUAAUCUACACAUAUGGAGAUGUAGUUUAACAUGUAGUCGUGUUUGCACCUUUUUUAUGCUUUUUUUUUUUUUUGAUAAUUCUUAUCUGCUGUUUUUUGUAUUCUUAUUUACUUAGUACCAAAGGGGUAGAACUGGGAGUUUGCUGUGCUGUCUUUGUAUCUGUUCUGAACACUACUAAUAAUACACUUGAUGAGUAGAAA
Messenger RNA from Sebastes umbrosus (honeycomb rockfish), 1587 nucleotides. It is a transcript of the gene perp, whose product is annotated as p53 apoptosis effector related to pmp22. Gene Ontology annotation, biological process: cell-cell adhesion. Gene Ontology annotation, cellular component: cell-cell junction; membrane. The record is from RefSeq and is a predicted model, not a curated record. Lineage: Eukaryota; Metazoa; Chordata; Actinopteri; Perciformes; Sebastidae. The coding region runs from base 194 to 751 and encodes 185 amino acids. The transcript is spliced from 3 exons.